AUGACAAGAAACAAAGUGAAACUUGCAUGGGUAGAGAAUGAAAGCUCAAGAGUGAUAAGUUUGAAGAAAAGAAGGUUGGGGUUGGUGAAAAAGGCGAGAGAACUAACUAUAUUGUGUGAUGUAAAGGGUUGUUUGAUAAUAUUCAGCCCCAAUGAGGUUGAGCCAACGGUGUGGCCAUCUCCUGAGGAGACUCAUGACCUCCUAGACGAUUUCUUUGCCUUACCGGAGAUCGAGAAGAGGAAGAGAGAGCUGGGCCUUGAAUCCUACCUCAAGGAUAAGACAAGAAAAGUUCAAGAGCAGUGGAGGAAGAAUCAUAAGAAGAACAUGGAGCAGGUGAUCGAUCAACUGAUGCUGCAACUACAUCACGGUCGAAGAUUUGGUGAUCUUAACUUGAACGAGAUCUAUAAACUGCUAUCUUUCUCAAAGGAUAAGAUCAUGCUUCUCAGGCGAAGGCUAGAUUCCAUGGAGCAUCCUCCUCUUCGCGAUCCACCGAUGCAUCCUUUUGAGGCGCAGCCCAAGGAGUACUCUAAUACCACCAAAAAUGAUGUUCUCGUGAUAGGAGGUGGUAAAGACGAUGAUAGAUCGGGGAAGAACGAUGAAGCAAUGCAAAGGGUUAACAUCGGUUCUGUACUAAGGGGCAAUCAAAGUCACUACUUGAUGGAUAAGUGGUUUGUUGCAUCUACUGAUGAACCACUCAACUCUCGAGUCCACCAGCGAGCCGGGAUUGAAGAUCCAAACCCUAGAAGUUAUCUUCCGUACCAAGGAAGUUAUCUUCCAUACCAAGGAAGUAGUAGCAAUGGAAACGCCAAUUGGGAGAUGGAGCCGAUUGGUCUCCCGGUGAUGAACUUCAGUGAUUUGCUUGGGUCAGUCUCUCAACCAUUACAACAUCAUCAUAACGUGGUCAAUAUUCCAAUAAUGGAUAUGAGUCAACCAAGGCAAUACCCUUUUAAUUUCAUGAGCCGUGGACUUGGAGUGAAAGAGGAAGGAAGCAACAUCAACAAUGGUGAUCCUCACUUUCACUGGAGCAACAGCAACACUAUGACGGCCAACAAUGGUUUCCGUCAAGAGCCACCACCACCUGAUAGAACAAGUGCUGAAGAAGGUAACGUUGAUGCGGCGUUGUUUGAUAUCAAUAUGGAUUGGCCGGGUAUCAACAAUCCUCAUUUCUAG
This is a messenger RNA of Microthlaspi erraticum, 1170 nucleotides long. NCBI's taxonomy places the organism in Eukaryota, Viridiplantae, Streptophyta, Magnoliopsida, Brassicales, Brassicaceae. The record is from the annotation of a GenBank genome assembly.